Molecule: messenger RNA, 4128 nt
Organism: Dothidotthia symphoricarpi CBS 119687
Lineage: Eukaryota; Fungi; Ascomycota; Dothideomycetes; Pleosporales; Dothidotthiaceae
Exons: 1
Coding region: 471-3896 (1141 amino acids)
Source: RefSeq, a predicted model, not a curated record
GUCUAACCGACCGGUACGUGUACGGUUGCAGCGGUGUUUCGGAGCUGGGCGUCUGAGUAAGAUUGAAGCGGGCCGCGGGAUCCCUGUAAAAGCUUGCGCAGGGCAGGCGCAUCCUCAGUCGCAGAAGGCACCGCGACGCAGAAUGAGCACGACAGCACCGCUUCCCUGGAUAAUCUACCACGAGACGCCCACGCUGCUGUACGACGCCCAGCAUCUUGUGCCGUCUAAUUGUCUGCUGCCCUCUUCCGCCGCGCGCCAGGACGCUGCCCUUCCGCACUGUGCCGCUGGAGUGAUAUCGACACAGUUCGCAGUUGUUGCGCGACAGGUCAAGCACGCCUCACUCACACACUGAUGGUGCCCGCGGGCGUAUGGCCUCGCUGAGAGGCACACAGAGCCCCACAGUGCUCGCAUACCCUACAGCCUCGUAGGUGCAACGCGACAGCAGCCGCGCGUUCUUCGCGACGCCCAGCAUGGCGCCCUCACACAUGUUCUCCUACCUCAGGCCUGGCCACGCAAAGCGCAGUGCCCUGAGUCUGACCUCGCCAGACCCCGUGUCCAGCCCUACCAUGCGCCCCCAGUCGCAGGACGCCGACUACUUCACCUCGCCGCGCUUCAAUGCUCCCGACAAUGCCAGCUUCGCCUCCUCGUCGCCCAUAUCGCCGUACCCCCCGCAGCUGCCCCCCAUCACGCGCGUUGCCUCGCAGACCGAGAGCCAGAAGAAAGAGAGCAAAGCCUCCUCUGCGCGACCCAUCUCGCACCGCACCCAGUCAGCCUCCCAGUCGUCGACGCAUUUGUCCCCCUCGGUCAUCUCGCCAAGCUACGCCGCGCACUCCAAGUCGCAGACCUCGCUACUGCUCAGCGGCAUCAGUGAGAAGCUGACAGGCGGAUCCAAGGCCACCUCGACGCCCACAGCCACCAAGCCCAAGUCCCGGCUGAGCCUGCGCAAUCCCAUGUCGCUCUUAUCUCGACGGCGGUCAGGCCCGACGUUGGACCCACUGGCCGACGAAGCCCUGGUCACCCGCCGCUCGCCCACCGUGAUGCCGCCCAUGCCUGACAACUACGACCCCAGAAUCAGAGGCAACAUCGUGCACGACUUCAACGCGCCCAGACUCAACAGAACCCCAUCGUAUGAUGUGAACGGGGGUAGUUCGACACCACAGGAUCUGGACCGUGUCAGUCCACCAAAGAUUGAUAGAGCACAUACGCCUGUCUUCCACGAGCACUUUGACGAUGACACGAGCUUUGAGCAGUCGCAAGCCAAUAUCAGAGCCGAGCAACUGGCGAACAAAGAUUUCGUCGCCAGAAACUCUGUGCAAUUCCUUCCGCCCUCAUCCUCACCUCUGCUCCCACCAACCAUACCCGAGAACUCGCCGCCUGCUAUUCCACAGCUGUCUUCUUCAUCACCUCCACCACCGUACCAAGCCAUCGCUGUUACCUCCUCCAUUUUGUCUCCCGUUUACGAGGUUCAUAGUCCAACGGAUACCUCGCCCGACGCCACACCCAGGAAAAGGCAAUCUUCAAAAACAUUACCCCCCACACGGUCAAGGGCCACGUCAGUCACGGAUCCCUCGUGGCAACCGGCCGGACUGCCUGCUCAUCUGAGCAGUAGAGCCUCGAGGUUCAGCUUCCAAAUUCCUGGGAGCGAUUCCACGCAGGAGCAGGUAAUGGAGGAAAGACAUAAGCAGAAAGCCGCGGAAAAAGCCGCCAAGCAGGUCCACGUAUCCGCGCAAACGCUCGAGGACGAAUAUGACGAGUAUGGCAUGGAUGACUAUGACAUGGACGGCGGGUUCGAGGAAGACAUUCCUAUGCUUGGCGAGGAAGACGAGUUUGGUGGCCUUGGAGACCAGAGCAUGGAUACAGGCAUCAAUGCGUUCGAUUUCUCGACUCUAUCGAUUCAACCCAGCUUAUAUGACUCUAUGAGUCCGGCUGGACAGGCCCAGAUACCCCUUGACCUGAAUGGCAAUCCGAUUGGCUUCGCUGUGUCUGCAGAGAUGCUUCGGCAACUCCAAUAUAUGGUACCUGGUGGUAAUGAAAACACUCACGAGGCCCCGACUGAUGAGUCUUUUGAACCAGAAUUGGUUAGUAUUCAGCCUGAAACUCCACCCCAAACUAUGUCCUCCAGUGCACCCACAGACAACAAUCGAGGUCUCGAUGACUUCGACUUCGACGACGAUAUGUAUUUUGACGAUGGUUUGAUCGGAGAGCAGGAGGAAAAUGAUGCACCAGGGUUCGACGAGAACGUGUUUGACGACCCCGAUGGUCCACUGUAUGAGAGGAAAGCAAAGCCGCCUCCGGCUGAAGAUACGCAGAGUCCACUCUCAUCAAACGCCGUUGAAUUUUUCAGCGCAGAGCCAAACCACGAAGCAGAAGAUGACACUGUAUCCAAGCAUCUGGAAAAGUCUGAGCCUUCGCUCGCCCACAAGACGUCCAUUGCGCAACGGUCCGCCAUGCCCGAUCUGAAUGACAUUGGUGCAUAUCACAGUGCUCUUGCUGACGCAGCACACCGUGCUGAAGCCGAGGGCCGUUUCUCCAGGAAGUUGAGUGUCGAUACUCACCAGACGAGUGCAGAGGUUGAUACGUCUUCUUCACAGAGCGACUCACACCCGAGCCUGGUUCCGGAUGAGAGCCAGUAUAGUAUGAAUACGGCCAAUUACCCGUCAUAUGAUGAUGAGAUGAACUCUACUUUCAUGGACGAUUACGAUAUGGAUGAGUACGAUUCUGCCAUGGAAGAGGAUCCCAUGAUCGCAGCUGCCAAUGCUGAGGCGCUUGCAUUCGAUGAUGAAGGCUUCUACGGGAGCGAGUUCGGUUUCUAUGCGUCUGGAGUGGGAGACGCGCAAAACACCUGGGGUGGAUUCUUUGGUUCUUCCGGCAUCGGCCGCACGAUCAGUGGUCGUAACGCCGUGCGAGAGCCAUGUUUGACUCCCAUCACAGAGCGAAGCGAGUAUAGCACUCGCAACUCAUUCAUUGGUCUCAACCACUUCCGCGACGGGCAACAACCGCUGGCAAGCCCUGGUCUGGCACAACUUGCGCGCAUGAGUCCGUUUGGUGGAUGGACAGACGAAGAAGAUCUGACCCUAGACGCGCUGAGGAAGUUGAGGAAGGGCGCAUUUGGUGGCAGUACGGUGAGCUUGCCUAGCCAGCCGAACAGCCCACGCAACUCGUCCCCGAUAGGCAUGCAGUUUCUGCCUAGGGCGUCUAGUGCAGCGGGGAGCCGCAUAUGGGAACUCAACGAGAAUGAGCCAGUGAGCGAUGAGUCGGCCAACAUAUCGGACGACUACGAAGGCAACGAGCAAGACGACGAAGGGUUGAUGGAUGCCGUCAAUGCCGAUUAUGGUGACGAGUCUGAUAGCGAAGAGGACAGCGAAAAUGAGACACCAGAGAGCCCGACGUUCAGGAUGAGCAACAAUAACUCGCUCUCCAGUCCGGCUAGUCACAUCACAACGAACAUGCCGCCUCUGCUCCCGGCGGCGCAAGUCCAAGCCUACCAGGGCAUGUCCUUGAUGUCGUCUUUUGGCCUGCCUCUGAAAUCGGCUUCUAACACUCCUAUGCCCAUAUCGCCAUUCGCGAUACCAUUGGGCUCGCCUUUCCAAGGCCAACAACACCAUCCUGCGUCACCACCGCCCAUCGAUACUUCGCUCUCCUCCCCCUCGAGCGGACCGCGUCGCCAAUCUGUUGGGUUCGCAUCACCUAUCUCCAUGUCGUCGCCCUUGACGCCAAAUGGGAGUGGGUGGAGAGGCGGGCAUUCGAGGAACGGCAGUGGGGCGGACAGCGUGACGUAUGUGCGUGAGCACGAUGAGGCAGGGGAGGGGAGAUGGGUGCUUGAGCGGAGACGAACCGCCGAGAGUGGCGAGCUUGAGCUGAUAGGGAGGGAGAUUGUCGAGGGUGGGAGAAUAUGAAGCAGUUGGAUUGGUGUUGUGGUCUUUUUCUUACUAUUGCCCUUGGGCGUCUUGGAGACCGUAGUUGAUUUUUUCUUUAUUAGCGUGCAUUGUGGGCGUUUCGAUAAUUUGGAGGCUUCGGUAUGCGAAGAUGAGCAGUGGAUCAAGGCUGGUCCUCUGAGAUAUGAUAAUAGUCUUUUUAGAAAUGGCAAGAUGAUGUUGUUGCUACACAGCAUAACACGAGCCCUGCGGC